Messenger RNA from Brassicogethes aeneus, 376 nucleotides. Lineage: Eukaryota; Metazoa; Arthropoda; Insecta; Coleoptera; Nitidulidae. The record is from the annotation of a GenBank genome assembly.
AUUUUGAUUUUACUUGUCAUUUCGUUUGCCAAAAAAGAAAGAAAACGUGAGCGUUCUAAUAUAUAUAUAUAGCGAUAUUCUAAUAACUUUUAAUAAAGAACGAUGUCUGGACGCGAAGGAGGAAAAAAGAAACCACUAAAAGCCCCUAAGAAAGACACCAAAGAUCUUGAUGAAGACGAUAUGGCCCACAAGCAAAAAAUGAAGGAACAACAAAAAGCUUUGCAAGAUGCCAAAGCCAAGGCGUCUCAAAAAGGUCCUCUUGUGGGUGGAGGUAUAAAAAAAUCAGGGAAAAAAUGAUAACACCUUUAAAAUUUGUAAAUGCUCUACAAAUAACCCUGUAACCACUGUUUUGUAAUUAUAACUUUUUAAUAAUAGA